AUGAAAAGCUGUUCAGAGGGCCGAAAGUGCAAAAAAAAAUACAAAGCCCGAGCUUUUAAUUGUGGAAGAGAAUGGAUAACAGAUGGAAGUGGAAUGCUAAGUAAUCACAAAAGAAAUUUACUUUGCCCUUCUUUUCUACCAGAAUCAAAACAAGAUAAUCAGACAGCUCAUAAAGAGUUAUUCCCUCAAAAAGCACAUAAAAGAAAAGAGAACAACGUUAGCAACUUAGCACAGGGAGGGGAAUGGGAAGAAGAAGAAGAAGAGAGGAGGAAGAGGACUAUGGAAGGCAGGAGUAAUCAGCCUUGGGGAAAUGGUGCUUCUUUCUCUGCUUCUGCAAAAGUAGAGCCUUCCAAUAAGCCCACUAACCCAAAUUUUGAUCACCUCUUUGAAGGUUUGCAGGCCACCAAAGAAGAGCAAGGUGGAAGAACAUUUCAUAUGCAGAAUACCAAUAUGAAUAAUGAAUAUGGAACAUCCACAAACCCAUUUGAUUCUCCUCCUCCGGCUGAUUCUGCUUCUCCCACCAGCAGGCAGACACAAAAUCAACAGAAAACCAGAACUAGAGCCCUUUGCAGUAGCUUUGUGGAGGUUCUUCUUAGAGUAAUGGUGAUUGUUCUGCUUUUCCUGGCAUUUAUACUCAUUGCCUCUGAUUUCAAGAGUACCAGGGUACCUAAUGCUCUCGGCCAAGACCAACUCAAGUUCACUUGCUUUGAUGCAUUCAAGUACCUAUUGUCAGCGAGCAUGAUAGCCUGCGGAUUCUCCACAAUUCAACUUAUUCCUGAGCUGUAUCGUAUGUAUACUGGGGAAGUGCUGGUACCCGAGGAAUUCAUUCUGUAUUUCAAUUUCAUAACCGACCAGGUAAUUGCAUAUCUAUUGCUGUCAAGCACGUCUGCCGGAAUGACUGCAUCAGAGCUUGUUAGAAAUGGUUAUAAUAAGGUGUGGCCUUCACUUUGCAGUGGUAAUGGUUUCUGGAGUUUCUGUGCGCAGGCUGCUGCAUCAGUCAGCAUGUCUUUCUUCGCCUUCUUGAUAAUGGCAUCUCUAGCUCUGCUUUCAGGCUACCGCCUUGCCAAAUAUCUUGUGUUUGCAUAGAGAUAAAAAAAAACCUAUCUUGGGGCAAGGGUUAGGGUUAGGGUAUAUCCAAGGGAGAAUGAAAAUAUGUGCUUUUGUAAGGCAGUUUUGCUCUGUUUGUACCAUGAAAACCUCAACACUGGUGUGGGCAGUAUUGAAAUGCAGGUAAACUUCACUCAUCAAUUUAUCUGAUAUUUCAUAUUA
Messenger RNA from Cryptomeria japonica (Japanese cedar), 1269 nucleotides. Its product is annotated as CASP-like protein 4C2. The transcript has 3 exons. NCBI's taxonomy places the organism in Eukaryota, Viridiplantae, Streptophyta, Pinopsida, Cupressales, Cupressaceae. The record is from RefSeq and is a predicted model, not a curated record. Bases 1 to 1086 code for a protein of 361 amino acids.